Anolis sagrei ordinatus is the source of this 3392-nucleotide messenger RNA. RefSeq names its product phosphatidylinositol-binding clathrin assembly protein-like. NCBI's taxonomy places the organism in Eukaryota, Metazoa, Chordata, Lepidosauria, Squamata, Anolidae. Gene Ontology annotation, cellular component: clathrin-coated pit; clathrin-coated vesicle; synaptic vesicle. Gene Ontology annotation, biological process: synaptic vesicle budding from presynaptic endocytic zone membrane; clathrin coat assembly; clathrin-dependent endocytosis. The record is from RefSeq and is a predicted model, not a curated record. Gene Ontology annotation, molecular function: 1-phosphatidylinositol binding; SNARE binding; phosphatidylinositol-4,5-bisphosphate binding.
UCCGGUCUGGGGGUGGCGGCCUCAGAAGCAGCAGGAGAAGCAGGAGCCGCCUUUCCGCCGCCGGGGCUGGGCUGGGCUUCGCCUCGGCGGGGCGGUGACCGCGGCUGCUCCUCCUUUUCCUCCUCCUCCUCCUCCUCCUGUUCCUCCUGCUGCUGCUGCUCCUUUCCGAGGGGAUUCCUCUCCCCUUCCUUUCCUUCCUCCCUCUUCCUUCCUCCCUCUUCGCGGCCGACAUGUCGGGCCAGUCCAUCACGGACCGGAUCACGGCGGCGCAGCACAGCGUCACCGGCUCGGCCCUGGCCAAGGCCGUCUGCAAGGCCACCACCCACGAAGUCAUGGGCCCCAAGAAGAAGCACCUCGACUAUCUAAUUCAGUGCACAAAUGAGAUGAAUGUGAAUAUUCCACAGCUGGCAGACACCCUUUUUGAGCGGACGGCAAACAGUAGCUGGGUAGUAGUGUUCAAAGCUCUAAUUACAACACACGACCUCAUGAUGUACGGAAACGAGCGCUUCAUCCAGUACCUGGCAUCUCGAAAUACAUUGUUUAAUCUCAACAACUACCUGGAUAAAAGUGCAAUGCAGGGCUACGAUAUGUCUACCUUCAUCAGACGAUAUAGCAGAUACUUGAAUGAAAAAGCACUUUCUUAUAGGCUUGUAGCAGUUGAUUUCACCAAAAUGAAAAGAGGGAUUGAUGGUGUGAUGAGAACAAUGAAUACCGAAAAGCUUCUGAAGACCCUUCCGAUUAUUCAGAAUCAGCUCGAUGCACUGCUUGAUUUUGAUGCCAACCCUAAUGAACUAACGAAUGGUGUGAUCAAUGCUGCCUUCAUGCUCCUUUUUAAAGAUUCAAUUCGGCUUUUUGCUGCCUAUAAUGAGGGGAUUAUUAACCUGUUGGAAAAAUAUUUUGAUAUGAAGAAGAACCAGUGCAAAGAAGGUCUGGAUAUUUACAAAAAAUUCCUUGCCAGAAUGACCAAAUUGUCAGAAUUCCUCAAAGUGGCCGAGCAAGUUGGAAUUGAUCAGGGUGACAUUCCAGAUCUUACGCAGGCUCCCAGCAGUUUGCUUGAAGCAUUGGAGCAGCACCUGGCUUCUCUGGAAGGGAAGAAGACAAAGGAGCUUUCAGCUGCCAGCAGAGCCAGUACUCUGUCCAGUGCCGUCUCCACGCUUGCCAACACAGGAAUGUCCUUCAGUAAAAUGGACGAAAGAGAGAAGCAACAGGCGCUGGAGGAGGAGCAGGCGAGGCUGCAAGCGCUGAAGGAACAACGGCUGAGGGAGAUUUCUGUGGUGUCCAAUUCCACAUCUACGUCUGCCUCUCCAAGCACUUUAUCAGGGAAGAGUGUGAAUACCAAUUCUGCGGUGGACCUUUUUGCAACACCCGCACCGACCACCAAUAGCAUGCCCAACCUUUCUACCGAUCUCUUUGACCUUCAGCCUGCGUUUGUCCCAACGGUACAGAGCACACCCGCCAUAGCGACAUCCGCAAGCAGUGCCUGGGGAGGACCUUUCUCGUCUACAAACGGAUGUGUUGGGUCUCCGCCUCACCUAGACCUCUUCGAUAUGAAGCCGGUUGAAGAAGCUGUCAAAAGUAGCACACCUUUUGGAACAUCUGCCUUCCCCUCAAAACAAACAGUUGAACUGUUUAGUGGCUAUCCUGUUCCUGCAGCAUCACAGAAAACCGCCGGCUCAACCAUCAAUGUGGAUUUUGAUGCUGUGUUUGGUGGCAAGUCAACGGUGCCUGAGUUUAGAACUGCAACAGAGGAUGUAUUGCAGCCAGUAGUACCAGUACAAAACCAGAGAGGGGCUUUAAUCAGUCACCAAAGUGGGAAGAUUUUGGCCAACGAUCUUGACUCUUCGCUUGCUAAUCUUGUAGGAAAUCUUGGCUUUGGUGGAACGCCAUCCAAAAAGUCUGAUAUGCAGUGGAGUCAGCCUACAGAGAAGAAACUGACUGGGGGAACCAACUGGCAGGCCAAAACAAGCACCGCAACGACAUGGAACACGGUCCCGAUGCCUCCUGCGCCACAGAUGGUAACGUCUUCAGUACCUGCUCCAGUAACCUACCCAGUGAAUACACCUCAAGUGCCUCUGUAUGGAAUGGUACCUACACAGAUUGGAGCAACACCUAUUAUGGCACCCCAGCCUAUGAUUUAUACUCAAACAGGUCUAAGGCCGACAAAUCCUUUUGCACCUAUUUCUGGAACACAGAUACAGUUUAUGUAGAUCUGCCAAAGCAGCGAGACACUUUGACAACCAAAUAUUGGUAGAAAGGAGACGGGACUUGGAAGCGGCGGUCUUCACCAGGGCGCAUUACCUGCCUCCCCCUCCGUACAAUAUACAUUACUUUGAAUUGCUGUGCUUUAGAGAUUCUUAAUUACAACAGUCAACUAUGGUAUGAAAUCAUGUUUGGUUUUGAAUAGUGUGGAACGCCGAAAUGCGUUGACGCUGAAGGGUCAGCUGAGUGUGAAAAGAAAACCCCAACUUUUCCCUUUUAUUAAGGAAGAGCCAACUUGAGAGUUCCUUGCGGCAUUUCCAUCCGCCCGCUGGGCUACGGCGAGCCAGCGGAGGGUGCGUAGUAUGUCUAUUUAUUUCCCCCCGACGUCCGAGGCUGAUAGAAUCAUGAAGUCGAGCAAUAAACCUUGCAGAUACUCUCUCUUUGUAAGGGAGUGCCUGAUCAAAUACGAAUUUCGCCCUGCAUCAUGAACGCCGGUAUCGUGUGACUGCUUUUUCUCAUGUUAGACGAGCUUCUUCUAAUUCGCAAUUUUUGUACUGUGAGUUUAAAAAUGCUGUGAAUCGAUUUUUAACUCAAAUGUAGACCAUUCGUUGGGGGGUGGGGGUGGGAAAGAACCCCGAAUCAGCUGGCAUGGCAGCAAAAGGGUCUUCCUUUGCUGAAAGUGCGCUUUGUAGUCCGAGGGAAGUACGAUAAUAUUUGUAGUGCGUUUAUUCGUAUGAGGUGAAGUGUCCGGCACGGGUGGCCAUAUCUGUGCUUCCUUUAUGUACCAACAGCAGCAUUGAGCUAAGAGUUGCCUUUCGUAUCCCAGAAAGUAACGUCUAUAGGCAGCCUGGGAAGUACAAGAGUCUGGGAAGCUUUUUAAAGAACCCUUUUCUUUGGCCCUUUAUCGGAGAAGUAGGUUGGACAGCAUUUUCUUAGGGGCUCCUUAGUUACAUGCUGCACUUUAAGAACUGGAAAUUCGUAUUCCUGAAAAAACCCCUCUGUCCUUUGUUUCAUAAUCCUCAUUGUGUGGAAGAGGAACACACACAAAAGAGCAAAAACGUCGAAAGAACUUUGGGGUCCGGGGGUGGGGGUGGGGGGCAGGGUGUGAUUGUACAUAUUUGUAUACCUUUGAGUACAAAUUUUCUCCAGCGCUACAAAAACCUUUCUCUUCCUACAUACAUACACGAUGCAAA